This is a messenger RNA of Lactuca saligna, 1319 nucleotides long. Lineage: Eukaryota; Viridiplantae; Streptophyta; Magnoliopsida; Asterales; Asteraceae. The record is from the annotation of a GenBank genome assembly.
AUGAAAGGAGCUUACCCAGUGCAGAUCUUGACUGUAGUUGGCUUAGAUUCUAACAAUGGUAUAUACCCAUUAGUAUACGUCAUUGUUGAGUUUGAGAACACACAAAGUUGGAAAUGGUUUCUAGAGUACCUGGGAGAUGAUUUAGACCUGUCACAACUUUCAAACUUCACUUUCAUAAGUGAAAGACAAAAGUACAAAGAUAGGUUAUGGAACUGUGCCAAAGCAACAACAGUGCAAGAAUUCAAUCGUUUGAUGAAAGAUCUUAGUGAAUAUGACAUAGAAGCUUAUGAAUGGUUGAAGAAGAUCCCACCACAACACUGGGAUAGAAGCUAUUUCACAGGUAGACCAAUCAUAGACACAAUUUUGAAUAACCUAUGUGAAGUUUUUAACAGUAAACUGAUAGAAGGUAGGGAUAAACCAAUAAUCACAUGCUUAGAGUACAUUCGGGAGUACAUGAUGAAGAGGAUUUGCAAUGUGAUAAAGGUUCAACAGAAGUGUGUAGGUCCAUUGACUCCAAUAGCAACAAAGAUCAUGGAAACAAACACAACAAAUGCUUCUAACUACAUAGCCAGGUGGAAUUCCUCAGACAAGUAUGAAGUACAAGGACCAUGGCAAGAUCAACAUGUUGUUCACAUGGGCCAAAGGGUAUGUAGCUGUAGGAAAUGGGAAUUAACAGGAAUUCCUUGUAGGCAUGUAAUUGCAGUCCUGUUUGAUAAAGCUGACAAUGGUGAGGAGGUCGGUGAACUUUACACUUAUGUACACAAGGUGCAUUGGCUUGAAACCUGGAAAGAGGCUUAUUCCUACAAGGUAGAACCAAUCAAAGGUCGUAUCAUGUGGCCUGUUAGUGAUUGUCCUAUGAAGAUUACCCUCCUCCACAUCGUAAUCAGCCUGGUAGGCCCAAGAAGAAGAGGUAAAGAUCCAUGGAGGAAAAAUCUCAAAUUAUGGCUCAAAGUCAGAGCCAAACUCAAAGUCAAAGUCAAACAAUUGGUGCUAGUGGUAUAGAUGGUCAUGGUCCAGGGGGCAGUGGAAAACUCACAAGAAAGUUCAUUACUGUCACUUGUAGCAAGUGUAAAAACAAGGGACAUAAUGCAAGAACAUGUAAGGGGCAAAGAGGAAAUUGAUGUGUUGUCUUGUUGGAUUAAGACUGUGUAAUGUGUUACUUUUGGGAACUAUUGUGAUGUUAUUUCGGCUGUCUGUUUUAUGGUUUUGAUAAUUUGGAAAACUUUACCCUCUGUUUAGAAUGAUGUUUUUUUUGGUCAUGUAACAAGAAUUUGGUAUGUGCAAACAAUUGUUAUUUACUUUGGAUGUUCUUUUGUUUA